This is a messenger RNA of Chrysochloris asiatica (Cape golden mole), 948 nucleotides long. RefSeq names its product olfactory receptor-like protein DTMT-like. Lineage: Eukaryota; Metazoa; Chordata; Mammalia; Afrosoricida; Chrysochloridae. The transcript has a single exon. Bases 1 to 948 code for a protein of 315 amino acids. Gene Ontology annotation, biological process: G protein-coupled receptor signaling pathway. Gene Ontology annotation, molecular function: olfactory receptor activity; G protein-coupled receptor activity. Gene Ontology annotation, cellular component: membrane. The record is from RefSeq and is a predicted model, not a curated record.
AUGACAGUAAAGAAUCUAACUGGAGUUUCAGAAUUUCUUCUUCUGGGCCUGCCCAUUGAGUCUGAGCAGCAAAACUUGUUCUAUGCCCUGUUCCUGGCCAUGUAUCUCACCACCAUCCUCGGAAACGUGCUCAUCAUCAUCCUCAUUCGCCUGGACUCCCACCUCCACACACCCAUGUAUUUGUUUCUCAGCAACUUGUCCUUCUCUGACCUCUGCUUCUCCUCUGUCACAAUGCCCAAAUUGCUGCAGAACAUGCAGAGCCAAAUCCCAUCCAUCCCGUAUGCUGGCUGCCUGACCCAGAUGUACUUCUUCCUGUUUUUUGCAGACCUGGAGAGCUUCCUCCUUGUUGCCAUGGCCUAUGACCGUUAUGUGGCCAUCUGCUUCCCUCUGCACUACACCACCAUCAUGAGUUCCCAUCGCUGUUUCUCCCUGGUGGCGCUGUCCUGGGUUCUGACCACAUUCCAUGCAAUGCUGCACACCCUGCUCAUGGCCAGAUUGUAUUUUUGUGCAGACAAUAUGAUCCCCCACUUUUUCUGUGAUAUGUCUGCUCUGCUGAAACUGGCCUGUUCUGACACUCGAGUUAAUGAGUUGGUAAUAUUUAUCACGGGAGGACUCAUUCUUGCCAUCCCUUUCUUACUCAUCAUCAUGUCCUAUGUACGAAUCGUCUCCUCCAUCCUCAAGGUCCCUUCUGUCAGGGGCAUCCGCAAGGCUUUCUCCACCUGUGGUUCCCACCUCUCUGUGGUGUCACUGUUCUAUGGGACAGUUAUUGGUCUCUAUUUGUGCCCAUCAGCUGAUAAUUCUACUGUUAAGGACACCGUGAUGGCUAUGAUGUACACGGUAGUGACCCCCAUGCUGAACCCCUUCAUCUACAGCCUGAGGAACAGAGACAUGAAGGGAGCCCUGGGGAGAGUCUUUUGUAAAAAGAAAGUUUUCUUCUCUCUUUGGUGA